Linum trigynum is the source of this 2334-nucleotide messenger RNA. The record is from the annotation of a GenBank genome assembly. NCBI's taxonomy places the organism in Eukaryota, Viridiplantae, Streptophyta, Magnoliopsida, Malpighiales, Linaceae.
CUCAGUGACCAAAUAUGUCUUUAACCCCAUUAAAAAAAAAGAGCUUUGGAUCCGGAAGAAACCAAAACCUGGUCAACCUAGAUAGAUCCAACCACCCGACCUGAACUGGUUUCAGGAGCCAGGCCCAGGGCCGCAAUGCUGUGAUGUGAUGUGUUGAGUUUCGGCAAUUCCAAGGCCUCUUGGCAUAGAAUUUCCCAACCAAUACACAACAAAUCACAACCCACCCAGCUUCGUUUUCACCGAAACCACCCUCUUAGUGCAACAACACAACGCCCUCGUCGCCUUCCUUCCCCCUCCCUCCACAUUUACUCCUCUGAUUCUUCGUCCCCGCAUCCUCUCAAGCUCGCCCUGCUCUUCUGCAUUCCUCGUAGCCAUUCUCGCCAACAGCAGGAGGUAAAAACUGCUCCUUCUAGGCUCCUACUGACUACAUGAUUGCAAUGUGAUCUAUUCUAUUGCUUCUGUUGUUUUCUGCUGCAUUUGGUCAACCGGUUCUGCAAUUUUUUUAAAAUGUAGUUCCUCUUUUUGUCGUUGGAACUAGUCGAAUCCAUUUCUUUGCUAGUGUAGAUGUGAAAAGCUGCAGUCUUUUUGCUGCGAGGAAUCUCGGGUUGCUUUUACCUUUUCCUGGGUCGAAGAAAUGACACUGAUGCUGCCAUAUAGUGCAGUCUGCUGCUGCCUCGUUUUUAUGUCAUAAUGGAACUAGUUAACUAUUUACCUGAGCUUGAAAUAUUCAAAUGCCUGUUAGAUUUCAAGACUUGGCUGCAAGGAUCUUCUUCUGGUUCAAAAAUAUGUCUCACUGGAACACUUUCUUCUGGGUAGCAAUUUUGUUUUUAAUAUUGUUUGCUUUUCUUGUCGUUUCCUGUUUCAGCUUACUGAUUGAGAAUGUUCAUUAGAUUGCCCUUGUUGAUCUUGCACUGGUUAUUUUCAUUUCAUUAGGUUCCCCUUUCUGGCUUCUAUUGUUGGUUGGCAGCAUAGCAUGUUCAUGUUUGUGCCAAUGGUGCAACCCAAUUUCUGUAUUUUGAUCAUAUGUUUUGUCUUCAGGACCUUGCAGAGUUUUGACGAUAAAAAUAGGAAGAAUGGCUGCAGCUGCGACUCCUACUGCAGGUGUGGCAAGGGCCAGGACUUGCAUCUCAUCCCCCCAUAAAAUGUUGAUGUCAAGGGCAGCAAUUCUGAGUACAACGUCCAAUGAUGCAUCUAUGACUAAGCUUUCAAGCUCUUCUUGCAUCUCAUUGAGCCAUUCCUUCUUAAAGAAGCCUAAUUCAGUGAUUAUGAAAUCUAAACGAGUUAUCACAACAAAAGCAGUCUCCUCGGCAAAUGAAACCAGCCCCUUGCCAGGACUUCCUAUCGAUUUAAGAGGUAAGAGAGCUUUCAUUGCUGGUAUAGCUGAUGACAAUGGGUAUGGUUGGGCUAUUGCCAAAUCACUUGCAGCAGCUGGUGCUGAAAUUCUUGUCGGUACAUGGGUGCCUGCGUUGAAUAUAUUUGAAAGCAGCCUACGACGAGGAAAGUUCGAUGAAUCUCGUGUAUUACCAGACGGUUCUCUGAUGGAAAUUACCAAAGUGUAUCCAAUGGAUGCGAUUUUUGAUGGCCCUGAGGAUGUUCCUGAAGAUAUAAAAACAAACAAGCGCUAUGCAGGAUCCUCCAAUUGGACGGUGAAGGAGCUUGUUGAAUCAGUGAAGCAGGAUUUUGGCUCUAUCGACAUCCUUGUCCACUCUCUUGCUAAUGGUCCAGAGGUCGCCAAGCCUCUUCUGGAGACUUCGAGGUUUGGGUACCUUGCAGCCAUCUCUGCAUCAAGUUACUCCUUCAUAUCCCUCCUGCAGAACUUCGUUCCUAUAAUGAAUCCAGGUGGUGCAACAAUUUCCUUGACCUACAUUGCUGCUGAAAGGACCAUUCCUGGUUAUGGUGGUGGGAUGAGUUCAGCCAAGGCUGCAUUGGAGAGUGACACACGUGUGCUUGCUUUUGAAGCUGGAAGAAAGCACAAAAUCAGAGUCAACACAAUAUCUGCAGGUCCCUUGAGAAGUCGGGCUGCAAAAGCAAUCGGUUUUAUCGAUAUGAUGAUUGAGUACUCGGAAACCAAUGCGCCCCUCCUGAAAGAACUAUCUGCAGAGGAAGUAGGGAAUGCUGCUGCUUUCCUGGCUUCGCCUUUGGCUUCAGCCAUCACCGGAACUGUCUUGUAUGUCGACAAUGGUUUAAAUGUCAUGGCCGUUAGCACUGACAGCCCAAUACUUGAAGAGCUCCACGUUCCAAAAGAGAAAUAAACACACCUAAGCAGGAAAUAGCCCAGAGCUUCUAAAUUUUGUUAUUUUGUUGUUAAUUUCAGAGUAAACAAUAAAUGCUGCU